This is a messenger RNA of Magnusiomyces paraingens, 1239 nucleotides long. RefSeq lists its product as uncharacterized. Gene Ontology annotation, molecular function: 2-oxoglutarate-dependent dioxygenase activity. The record is from RefSeq and is a predicted model, not a curated record. NCBI's taxonomy places the organism in Eukaryota, Fungi, Ascomycota, Dipodascomycetes, Dipodascales, Dipodascaceae. Bases 1 to 1239 code for a protein of 412 amino acids. The transcript has a single exon. Gene Ontology annotation, cellular component: cytoplasm.
AUGCCUGCUUUAGACGACCUUCAAUUCCAAGAGUUUGACCCCCACUACUUCAAGGAUGUAAAGCCUAUUACAGGGCCUUCUCCUUAUGCUGAUAAGCCUACAGAGGGACCUUCUUAUAUUCCUCCUGAGUUACGCCAAAAGCCUCUUGUUCCUUCUGGUAUCUUUGCCAAUGAAUAUGGACAGCAUGGAAAGGAUAUUUCUCCUCUUUUGGGGCGUGAUUAUUCUGAAAACGUUCAGGUUGCUGAUUUUAUUGACCUAUUGCUUGAUGCUAAAUCAAGUGAGCAAGAUCGUGAAAGAGCUCAAAAUUUGAUUCGAGAUAUUGCAAUUGAGAUUUCUCGCAAGGGAGCCGUUGUUUUUAGAAACCAACACAAGUUGACAGUUCAGAAGCAGAAGGACUUUACUAAUCAGUUGGGUCUUUUGACGGGUAAGCCCAAGGAAAAUGGGCUACACAUUCACCCACGUGCCCCUGCAGGCGGACUUGUUGGUGAGGAUGGUAUUAUUGACCCUGAAGUUUUUUAUGUUUUUUCAUCCUUUGAUCGUGUUCAAGAUAAGCUUGCACUGGCUCGCCGUGGAGCUGCAUUCCCGUCUGCUGGAUGGCACACUGAUAUUACGUUUGAGCCAGUACCUGCCGAUUAUUCAGCGCUCAAGAUUGUUGAUCAGCCUGAUGAGGGCUCUGGUGGCGACACGGUGUUUGCCAAUGGAUACGCGCUAUACGAGCGGUUGUCGGAGCCCUUGCAAGAGUUUUUGGAGAACUUGACGGGUACUUAUUCGCAGCCAGUUAUUGAAGAUUUUGGUAAGGAUAAGGCAUUUGAUUUGUAUAGCCAGCCUCGCGGGGCUCCGGAGAACGUGGGUGAUAUUUUGACGGCAACGCAUCCGGUGGUUCGUACAAAUCCGGUUACUGGAUGGAAGAGCGUGUUUGCAUUGGGGACCAGUUUUACCAAGUUCAAUGAGUUGACACCUAUUGAGAGCAAGCAGCUUCGUGACUUUUUGAAUGAAUCUGUUGUAAAUUCGCACAAUUUGCAGGUGCGUAUUUCAUGGAACAGUAACCACGAUAUUAUCUUUUUCGAUAAUAGAUCGUCCUAUCAUACUGCCACUCGGGACUAUUUGGGGACAAGAAGAGGUAUUCGCACUAUUAGCAUUGGAGAACGUCCUUAUUUAGAUAAGAAUAGUGGAGUACAAAGUGAAGCCAUUUAUCGUGAACUUGAUGAGAAGAAUGGGACUUUUCUGAGUAAGAAAUAA